Molecule: messenger RNA, 954 nt
Organism: Soboliphyme baturini
Lineage: Eukaryota; Metazoa; Nematoda; Enoplea; Dioctophymatida; Soboliphymatidae
Source: the annotation of a GenBank genome assembly
GGAUUUAAGCGAAUGUUUAGCCGGUUUCUCAAGUCGAAGCCGACCAUCACAUGGAGCAAAAUCGAGCCAUUGCAGAGCGAAUCCAUCAAGCCGUUUUUUGAACUCGAAGCACCUCAGAAUGAGAUGAUCAAAGAACAGCUCAACAAGUUAAUUGUCGUUAAAUUGAAUGGAGGACUUGGCACCAGCAUGGGUUGCAAAGGACCUAAAAGUCUGAUUGCUGUGCGUCAUGAUCUGACGUUCAUCGACAUUGUAAUGCAGCAGAUCCAGCAUUUGAACAUCACUUACGGUGUGGAUAUUCCGUUGGUGCUCAUGAACAGCUUCAGCACGGACGAAGAUACGAAACGAAUUUUGCGAAAGUACAGAAAUGUCAAGGUGUCAGUCUAUUCAUUCAACCAGAGCCGUUAUCCCCGAAUCGACAAGGAAACACUGAUGCCAAUCAUUAGGACAUUGUCCGCUGCACAUUCAUCGUGGUAUCCUCCUGGCCACGGCAACUUCUAUGAGUCAUUUCACGCAUCUGGUUUAUUAGAUACAUUCUUAGCCGAUGGAAAAGAAUUUUGUUUUGUUUCCAACAUCGAUAAUCUUGGUGCCACGGUGGAUCUGAGUAGGUUUCUAAAUAUACUAAAUUUCUUGUGCAAUCAUCCUCAAAAUGAUUUCAUCAUGGAACUCACGGACAAAACCCGAGCAGACAUAAAGGGUGGUACUCUGAUUAACUACGACGGCCGUUUAAGGCUCCUAGAGUUGGCACAGGUGUCCAAGGACCAUUACGAUGAUUUUACAUCUGUCAUUGUCAUUUUCAAUAAAGCUUUCCGAACUAUAGGAACAACGCUUAUGGACCUGGAAAUAAUCGUAAAUCACAAGCACCUCAGUAAUCUUGGCUUGAACGUAAUACAGCUAGAAUCGGCAGCCGGAGCAGCGGUGAAAAAUUUUCAAGGUUCAAUCGGUGAGGAACUUUAG